CACGGGAACGUCAGAGUUGGACGAGAGAGUUGUUCCUUGUCUUUGCACCCUGUGCUCGGAGCAGAUGGCAUGGCAAAGUGAAGCGCUCUCGUAGUGUGUGUUCUUCAGCUGCUGUAAGGCUGUGGUGUGUGUCGGAAGAUUGAGAUGCGGGUCAUUGUGGGAACGGCAACCUCAGGAACGUGAAUUCCUGCUCCGGACAUUCCCAACCGUCUUCAGGCUUGUUGUCGGACAACCGGCGUGUACAACUCAGGAGAGAGUCUUUUCACACAACACACAAGGCAAUUGAGAUCAUUGAGUUUUUAUGCUUGUGUUUGUGUGUGUGAGACCGUCUCGGACCUGCGGGGAGUCCUGUUACACCGAUAGCCACCCCUUAUGCAUGUUUCAUCUGCUGGGAGGAGAACUGAGCCUUCCUUUGUCAUCUAAUACGUCCAGUCCACCAGCUGUAGGCCUCAAACACUCUUUGUCCACCCAAACACCAUCAGGUGCUCUUUGUCAGUUCAAAGUGUAGCUAAAACAAGAAGGGAAGAGCCCCGGAUUCUCAAGCAAUCGUCAAGAACGUGUUCAGCACAGGACUGGAUGUUUGACUUUUGACCAAAGUACGUUUUGUGCUCCGGCUCUUUACAGACGCUCAGGAUCAACUUAACACCUCCGUUUCCUCUUGAAUCUUUAACUCGGUCGGUUUGGCAGAUAGCCUCUCACCCAGACCGGGCUACGUCUCAAUUUAGCGUCUUAACGGUGAUCGCAGCGGCAGGGGUGGUGAGUUUGGAGCAUGACGGACACCCUUCGACCACCAUCCCUCCAGGUGCACGUCCCCCGGGACGAUCCCGGCCAUGGAGAGGAGGAGGGCGGAGGCGGAGGAGGUCACGACAGCCUCGUCUGGUCCAACUCGUCCACCCCCACCCUGCGGCGCCGACGGUUUAAGAUGAGGCGAAUGAAAAAGCUGCCCAGUGAGCGGGAACGGCUUGAGAACGGGCUACUGUGGCAGCCAGGGUCACGCUCGGCUUCCAAGGAGUACCUUCAGCUGCCCUCCAUCGAGAUCACGCCGUCCAGCGACGAGGACGCGGGCUGGUCCAACAGCUCCACCCCGAGCGCCUCGCCCCGGCGCAAACGCUUCCUGCUUCGCAAGUGGCUCAAGGUGCGAGAGAAGAAGGAGCAAGGCAGUGAGAGCAGCAGUCAGCAGAGUAGCCAGCAGAGCAGCCAGCAGAGUAGCCAUGACGACGACUCCAGCCGAUUCCUGACUCCCUCCAUCCGGGAGGACAGGGCUGACGGUGGAGCAGACAAGUGUAGCACUGCCAGUAACUCUAACCGGAGUUCUCCUGCUUGCUCUCCGGUCCUGCGGAAGCGCUGCCGCUCUCCCACUCUGCAGAACGUCGAGGCGGAUAACAUGGUGGAGAAAGGCUCUGAGCAGUCCGACACCUCCAGGUCCCCGUCCACCCCUGAGCAACUGGUCACGCGCAACUUCUCGGGACAGUCCACGCGCAGCGGGGGCAAGAACUCCAAGUCUCACAAGCGACUUUCCAAAAAAAGCCAGAGCUGGUACAACCAUGAGAGACAGCACAUUCUCAGAGUCCUCAGUCCCACAUAUAAGCAGCGUAAUGAAGACUUCAGGAAGCUCUUCAAGCAGUUGCCGGACACAGAGCGUCUUAUUGUGGACUACUCCUGCGCUCUCCAGCGGGACAUCCUCCUGCAGGGCCGCCUCUACCUCUCCGAAAACUGGAUCUGUUUCUAUAGCAACAUCUUUCGCUGGGAGACUCUGCUUACAGUACGGCUGAAAGACAUCUGCUCCAUGACGAAAGAGAAAACAGCACGUCUGAUUCCCAACGCCAUCCAGGUGUGCACGGACACUGAGAAGCACUUUUUCACGUCAUUUGGUGCGAGAGACAGGACUUACAUGAUGAUGUUCAGACUGUGGCAGAACGCACUGCUGGACAAGCCACUCUGCCCUAAAGAGCUCUGGCACUUUGUACAUCAGUGCUACGGCAAUGAGCUGGGACUCACCAGCGACGAUGAAGACUACGUGCCGCCUGAUGAUGAUUUCAACACAAUGGGAUACUGUGAGGAGAUCCCAGCCGAGGAGAACGAGGUCAGCAAUGAUAACUCAUCCAAGAGCAGCAGUGAGAACAAACAAGACAACAGUUCACCUCUGACACACAAGAGAUCCAUCACCCAGUCCACCAUCACCUCCACCACACCUCCCAGCAGCACUGACACACCGCUGUCUUUCGACAUUGCAGCUGAGGAGUACACAGACUGCCUUGCUGAUGGAGAUCUUCUGAGUCUCCCUCUGCUGGUGGAGGAGAGGAACAGCGAACCGUCGAGUCCUCUGGGCCCCUUGCCUUCACCUUCACUCGACUUCAACGACAACGAGGAUAUACCCACUGAUCUCAGUGAUUCCUCAGACACGCAUGAUGAAGGAGACGAGGUUCAAGCGUUCCACGAGGAUCUGAAUGGCCGUCACUACAUCAAUGAGGUGUAUAAAUUCAGUGUCGAUAAGCUGUACGCCAUCCUCUUCACGGAGUCCCAGUUCAUGACAGACUUUAUGGACCAGAGGAGAUUCACAGAUGUGGUGUAUCACCCAUGGAAGAAGGAGGAUGCGGGAAAUCAGACGAGGGAUAUCAUGUACACAAUCUCGCUGAGCAACCCACUGGCUCCUAAAACAGCUACAGUUACUGAGACUCAGACCCUGUAUAAGGCCAGCCAGGAGAGUGAGUGCUACAUCAUCGAUGCGGAAGUCAUCACUCAUGACGUGCCGUACCAUGACUACUUUUACACCCUGAACCGCUACAUGCUAACACGUGUGUCCAAGAACAAGUGUCGGCUGAGGGUGUCUACAGAGCUGAGGUACAGGAAACAGCCAUGGGGGCUGGUGAAGGGCUUCAUUGAGAAGAACUUCUGGAGUGGGCUAGAUGAGAACUUUAAAAGCCUUGAGCUGGAGUUAGCAAAGAUGGAGGACGCUGUAAUGGAAAGUCACAGACUGUCUCCUAAAGCAGUGAAGAACUCCACCCUGAGGCGGAGGAAAAGGGGUCUCGCUCACCUCCGCACAGCCCAUCUAGAUGAGACUCUCAGCCCUGUUACCACACCAACAGACGAGGAGGUCAUCCACCGCAUCAAACACGUGGCAGGUUCCACUCAGACAAGACACAUUCCUGAGCACAUGCCAGGGGCCGGGAUUUUCAGCAACCUCUCUAAACCAUUACUCAUCAUCAGCUUUGUGAUCUGUAUAAGUCUGGUGCUACUGGUGUUUCUGAAUGUGAUGCUGUUCUAUAAACUCUGGAUGCUGGAGUAUUCUGCACAGAGCCUUACCAGCUGGCAGGGCUUACGCCUACAUGAGAGCAGUAAGCUGCCGCAGACACAGAUGGAAUGGGCACAGCUCCUGGAGUCCCAGCAGAGGUGCCAUGACGCUGAGCUGCAGAAAUGGAGAGAGAUCAUCAAAUCUUCAGUACUGUUAUUGGAUCAGAUGAAGGAUUCCUUACUGAACCUACAGAAAGGUGUGGGACUGCGAGAUUACAACUCGGACUCGGACGAGGAGAGGAGUCGAUAUUACUGACAGUCACCCUCCAGGCCACCAGGGAGCGCUGUGCAAUGUAGAGCCACGUAUAAGAACGAAAGGCAAAAAACAAAGGGCCCAUCUGUGCGUGUUUGACUAUGCAUACCAAACAAAAGAGACACUUGAUAGAGACCAGAAGAAGAAGAGAUGGACCAGAUGCUGCCAUCGGACGAUCCAAGUGGAUCCAAGUCAACCUACGGGAAGUGGGGCCGUAUCUGUCCCGUGGAAUUGUGGGACGGUUACGGUCCGAGUGCGCCCACCACUGUUCCAGCUUUCUUUCAGGUUCUCUUUCCGAGGAUGUUACUGUACACUCCUGUCAGAGGAACGGAACGGACACGAGGAAGCAUGCUUAGCCCUCCUUUCUUUUGAAGUGUUUUUAUUGGUUCAUUGGUACAAAGAAUGAGGAAAAUGAUCUUUUUAGCUUGAUUUUGACCAGUAACGCCACAGCUGCCCUGUCCCUUUUCCAUUUGUGAGAGCUGUGAUGAACGAGAUCAUUGAGCGUAUUAUCAAAUCUAUAAUAUCAGGGCUGGUUUCCUUGAUAAACCUGUGCUGGAAGGUUUCAUUCACUCAAAAAGGGCCAUUUGCGCAAAAAACGGGGACCUUCCAUUUCUGUGAAGCGUUAACCAUUAUGCUAAUGUGUAUUUGCACCAGAGAAAGACUGUGAAAAGGGACAUCGCAGACGGGAAGAUUGAUAGUUUUUGAUUACUAAACUGUGAUAUCUCCUGAUUUAUUUGAAGAUGUAGUACAAAUAUAUGAAUAUGUUUGAAAUAUAUACUUUAUUCAAGAUUUAAUAUAUAUAUUUCAAUAUAUGUAGAGGUCAUUGCAGAUAUUUAUUGUUCAUUCAUGUACAUAGGACACUUAUCAAAGCUCUAGACGGAAAGCGUUUAUAAUUAUUAAACUGCGUUUUCUUCGGCAACACGCACAAGCACGUUUGAGACGUGUAUCGUAAUUCGAUCGGUGUCUAUUUUGGUGAAUGUAAGUGUGUUCGUGUGACGUUUGAAAUCAUUCCACUUAGCACGUCUUGUGUCUUCCUCCCGGCACAUGAAGCCAAACUGCCUUGUUCUUGCCCAGCAGCUCAAUCCACUGGGCGUCUGUUUACACAUCCGCCUGGCUUCAGAAAGCCCCGAAACAA
Molecule: messenger RNA, 4679 nt
Organism: Pimephales promelas (fathead minnow)
Lineage: Eukaryota; Metazoa; Chordata; Actinopteri; Cypriniformes; Leuciscidae
Gene: gramd1bb
Product: GRAM domain containing 1Bb
Biological process (GO): intracellular sterol transport
Cellular component (GO): endoplasmic reticulum-plasma membrane contact site; endoplasmic reticulum membrane; plasma membrane
Molecular function (GO): cholesterol transfer activity; cholesterol binding
Source: RefSeq, a predicted model, not a curated record